CCCAAUGGCCUCUCAUCGCGUCCGCCACCCCCCGAGGCUCGUUCGGGGCCCGCUUCCUCUUCCUGCCGUUUCUGGGAGGCCUCCCGGUCCUGUCCCUUACUGGCUCCAUAACGCUAAAGCCGAGUGGAAAAUCGGACGCGCUUCCGCCUCAGCCGCCGCAAACGGCUCCUCCUCAGAACCCGACGCGCGGCUAGUUUGAACCGGCAGGAAGAGAGAAGCGACCGACUUCCGGCGGUUGGUCUGUGAAAAGCAAGGGAGUGCCAGGGAUGGCGACGAAGCGGCUGGCGCGGCAGCUUGGCUUAAUUAGGAGAAAAUCAGUUGCACCAGCAAGCGGAAAUCUAGGAAGAAGCAAAUUCAAGCAAUUGUUUGAUUACUUAAUUGUCAUCGAUUUUGAGUCAACAUGCUGGAGUGAUGGGAGGCACCAUGGUAGCCAGGAAAUAAUUGAGUUUCCAGCAGUAUUGUUGAGCACUUCCACUGGAGAAAUUGAAUCUGAGUUCCAUGUAUACGUUCAACCUCAGGAACAUCCAAUACUUUCUGAAUUUUGCAAGGAACUGACAGGCAUACAGCAGGUUCAAGUUGAUGAAGGAGUCCCUCUGAAGAUUUGCUUAUCUCAAUUCUGUAAAUGGAUUCAUAAGAUUCAGCAACAGAAGAAAAUUAUUUUUACUACUGGGACUUCAGAGCCUUCUACUUCAGAAGUAAAAUCUUGUACCUUUGUUACGUGGUCAGACUGGGACUUAGGGGUUUGUCUGGAGUAUGAGUGUAAGAGAAAACAGCUGCUAAAACCCAUAUUCUUAAAUUCUUGGAUUGAUCUCAGAGCAACUUACAAGCUUUUCUAUAGGAGAAAGCCAAAGGGUCUAAGUGGUGCCUUGAAGGAAGUGGGAAUAGAAUUCUCAGGAAGAGAACAUUCUGGGUUGGAUGAUGCUCGGAACACUGCCCUUCUUGCCUGGAAAAUGAUCAGAGAUGGUUGCCUAAUGAAAAUCACAAGGUCAUUGAACAAGGUUCCCACUGAGAAGAAUCCCAACAUUCUGACCAGAAAUUUGAAUAUAAAUCAAGUUGAAGAAACCUCUUCCUGCAAUGUUAAUAUCCAGAGGCCCAGCAUAUGUGAUAGGGAGCCUAAAAAUACCAUAAAUUCUUGUGAAAAAGUUCAAAUGAGGUCAGUUUGUAUGAAUUCUCCUAAGAAGUUAUUAGAGCAGGAUCACUCCAAACAGAAGAACAACGUAAAAACCGGUUUUCACAACGUCAAAAGUUGCUUCUCUCUUGUGAAUGCCAAACCUUCUACUUCUCUGGAGCAGCUGUCAUCUCCUACCUUGAAUUCAUCUGUCCAUUUACAGAAGCAAAGAAAAAAUGACCAUCUUGCAUCUAAUACCAAAUCUAAGUCUUUAACAACCAGUUCAGAAUUAGUACUUGUUCCUACCACCAUUCCAUCUGUUAAUCAUGGCUCUGACAUGGAAAUGAGUCCUACUCCUGACUGUUUACCUGUGUUGACUGACUGGGAGGAUGUAAUUUUACUGCCAGCAUCUCAGCCUGAUCAAAAUGUAGAUUGUAUACCUUCCAAUAGUGACUCACAUAUGUCUUUUAGUUCUGGAGAAAGAUCAGUGGUUUUCGAAGAACCAGAAAUGCUAAGCUGUGAAAACUUGGAAGACAUAGAGGAAACUCCUCAAAAGUUUGAGACCUCCAAAUCAGUUGUAUACAAGAGUCCACACACGACUAUUUAUAAUGUAAAACAAAGCAGAGAUCUAGGCUCAAAUGUUUCUGCCUUUAAGAUACCCGGACACAAAUCAAGUACCUUCAAUACAGUUACUGCCAAUGCAUCUCGUGCUUCAGUUUUGGGAAAACAUCCUCUUCACUUAGGUGGUAACAAAAGGAAGCCAUUUAGUCCCCCAACUUUCCUAUCAGCAAAAAAACAGAACUUUACUAUCCAUGAAGAAAAGGCUACAUCAUCUGAUUGCUCUGUAGUAAGAAAUUCUUCCCGGCAAAUUCUCUCCCCUGUAUUAACGCCUACAGUUAACUCACGAGAGCCUUGGAAGAAUGGGAAAAUGACACCUCCCUUAUGCAAGUGUGGCCGAAGAGCUAAGAGACUUGUUGUUUCUAAUAAUGGACCAAACCAUGGAAAAGUCUUCUAUUGUUGUCCUAUUGGGAAAUACCACGAAAACAGAAAGUGUUGUGGUUAUUUCAAAUGGGAACAAACUCUUCAGAAGGAAAAAGCCAACAGCAUGGUUCUGUCUCAUUCCACAGGGCAGCUUGUUUUUAAUUCUCCAGAAAUAAACCGUAUCUCUGACAGAAAUUUUACUAUUAAAAAUAGUUUGAAACUAAGGCCUUCAAUGAGGAGCUGAUAGACUUCAUAGCCAAACUUUAAUGCGAUUUUUAGUGCAGAAAAGAUUUUAAGAACAUGUUUAAGCUCUCUAGACUACACUAAGACUAUUACACACACACAUAAAUUCAAUCAGAAAAGAUAAAUUUCAUCACCUUACGCUUGAAUUAUCUUUUGUCUAAUAUUUGUACUCUGUUGUUCAAACAUGAAUCCUCAUUGUUCCUUAAAUUCUCAAAUAUGAAUAUUCUGAUAAUGUCUUAUCCUACUUAUGUCUUAUAUAUUAUUGUUGAAAUUAUAUGUUGUUGAAGAACCACAGAUGAAGCAUUGUGUAAAUUAUUAGGUUAAAUGUAAUUAACAACAAUAGUAUGUGACAUCCUCCAUUUAUAGUUAGACGUUGAGACAAAUAUUUAAACUCUUUUUUUUUAAGAUUUAUUUAUUUGAAAAUCAGAGCUAUAGCAAAUGAAAGAAAAAGAUCCUUCAUCCAUUGGUUUACUCCCCAAAUGGCUGCAAUGACUGAGGCGGGGCCAGGCUGAAAGCUGGAAACAGGAGACUCUUCCAGGUCUCCUACAUGAACAGGAGGGGCCCAUACACUUCAGCCAUACUGCACUGGCUUUUCCAGACCACCAGCAAGGAGCUGAAUCAAAAAUGGAACACCAGGGACAUGAAUCAACACUUAUUUGGGAUGUCAGCUUUGCAGUCAGCGACUUCACUUGCUGUGCCACGAGCUAGCCUCUAAACUAUUUUUAAGUUAUUUGAGUGAAAACGUGAGUGAUAUAAAUCCCUAGUCCAUUUUAUGGAAGAAACUUGCACUUUAAAUUAUUCUGAUACUUUUUAUUUUUUGAAAAGUCUUAAGAGUUGUUUGGUUUUAUUUCAUGGUUGAAGUUUGGUUCUGGUUUUAUAUAUCAAUAUUUAGAAUUUAUUCAGCUCAUAUUUGCAAAACAAUGUGGCAAAUAUUUGUUCAGAGUUGUUUCUAUAUACUUACACACAUUUCUCAACAGUUAAGGAAAGAAUAUUAUCAAAUUACAGAAACAUUAACACUCAUGGAGAAUAAUUUACUGAAUGGUUUAUUUCAAAAUUCAACCUUUAAUGUAACCACAAGAUUUUUAGAACAAUUUAUAAACUUAUUACCACAUUUUGUAUCACCACUGUGUAAUUUUGUGACUUCUGCAAAUUUAUAAAUACCAUGUUUGGACACUGUAUUAAUGGAAUGAUUUUAAAUUGUUUUCCACUCUUUCUUCCUUAGUUCAUUUCUUUUUAUCUUCCCACUGAUAGUCUUUGGCAGCUCUUGAAUAAAUUCUACCUGUUGGUAUCAAGGGGAAGAAAAUUACCCAGAAGAUUUCCCUGUUAGAUAAGGCCAGCUAUAUAGUAGUUUGGGCUUCAUUUAUUUAUUUGUUUUAAUGAAUUAAGAUAAUUGAAAGAUUAGGCCUUAGCCUGAGUUUUUGAUGCAAGCAAAAAGAGAAAUGGGUAUUAUUUAGGAAAAUUCUCUUGAUGUUUAGCAUUUAAUGCAAGUCCAGUGACCCAAAUGACUAGAUGCAUUAAAUUAGGAGUUUCAUUUUAAUUUCAAAGUUUCUAGUUGGUGUCCAAAUAUUAUUAAUUGACAAUAUUUGGCAUAGUUUGCUUGAUAUUUCAUUAAGAAGAAAAAAUAUAUCACUCAUAGUUUCUAGAACACAGAAAAUGCUUGUCACAGGAUGCUUACCUUUCUGGGGUAUUUAUAGGGUGCUGUGGUUUGUUUUACAUGCUCCUGAAUCUCCUUUUUCAAUUGUUCUUGAUCAUGUGACUUGUAUUCAGGGUUCAGAACAAUGAAAGCCUUUACUACCUGUAAUAAAUAUUUGAAACACCAGGAAGAUGAAUUGUGUGUU
Messenger RNA from Ochotona princeps (American pika), 4170 nucleotides. RefSeq names its product ERI1 exoribonuclease family member 2 (gene ERI2). The record is from RefSeq and is a predicted model, not a curated record. Bases 267 to 2333 code for a protein of 688 amino acids. The transcript has 10 exons. Gene Ontology annotation, biological process: exonucleolytic trimming to generate mature 3'-end of 5.8S rRNA from tricistronic rRNA transcript (SSU-rRNA, 5.8S rRNA, LSU-rRNA). Gene Ontology annotation, molecular function: nucleic acid binding; zinc ion binding; 3'-5'-RNA exonuclease activity. NCBI's taxonomy places the organism in Eukaryota, Metazoa, Chordata, Mammalia, Lagomorpha, Ochotonidae.